CUACUAUUGGCUAACGACUUGUUCUCCUGUAUCAGAUGGCAGUGUGUAUGACUGCCCUGGAGGCGGAGCUAACCAACGCUGUGGAAGGGACUGUACUACUAUUGGCUAACGACUUGUUCUCCUGUAUCAGAUGGCAGUGUGUAUGACUGCCCUGGAGGCGGAGCUAACCAACGCUGUGGAAGGGACUGUACUUCUAGAGGAGGGCAAGGCCCAGCUGGUGCUACAACUCAAUACCCUCAGAGAUAAGGUAGCUAAGAUGGGGGCUGUAGAGUGUCGGCUCUCCUCCCUCCUGCAGGAACGCAAGGCUUUGGAAAAACAAACCCAGGGAUUACGUAACCAGCUAGCCAAGUCUCAGGAGAGGAACCAGGUGUUGGAGGAAAGCCUGCAGUCUGACCUCCAAAGCGCCCGUCUCAAGUCAGACCUCCGCGUGUCACAGCAAGAGAAGGACGCCCUCAAACAGGAAGUGAUGUCACUGCACAAACAGCUGCAGAGCGGCAACGACAAGAACCAGGUUCUGGAGAUGGCCCUGCACUCCAGCGGAUACCAGAGCCAGCAAAAGAAGCUGUACCAGGAUGAGCUGGCCAGGCUGGUGGAACAGGAACAGCAGCAGCUGAGGCAGGAGAACGAGAGGCUGACCAUGGAGCUCCACCACACCAGGGAAAAGCUGGAGGCAGCCAUCUUAACCGUGAAACAGCAGAGACAGCAGGGCCAGUCCAGCGUGGGGAAGACUGUGGAACAGGAGAAGACUGCUCUGAAGAGAGAGCUGGACGUGAUGCAUCAGGAGCUACUCUCUGCUCAGAACAAGGUGUGUGAGGUUCAGCGAGAGCUGGACAGUCUACGUCAGGAGAAUGAGGGGCUGAAGACCCAACAGGCUCCACUACAGGCCUGGCUUCAGGAGGUCAGUUCUCUGCCCGCCUUCCCUAACUUCUCCCUCACUUGUACUCUGGACUUUAGUCUACCUGUCAAACACCUGUCCUCUUUUUUUAAAUGUCACCUUUCUCCCUCUUCCUUACUCUUCUGUAAUCUCCUAUAUUUAAAAAAAAAAAAAAAAAAAGAAGUUUUUGUAACACCGAUGAUUUUCCAGAAACACUAUAAAAGUUUGCAGAGCACUGGUGCCUCCUGUCCCAAUCCACCUGUCCCCUCUUUAACACAGCCUCUAUCCACCUGUCCCCUCUAACACAGCCUCUAUCCACCUGUCCCCUCUAACACAGCCUCUAUCCACCUGUCCCCUCUAACACAGCCUCUAUCCACCUGUCCCCUCUAACACA
Messenger RNA from Oncorhynchus nerka (sockeye salmon), 1268 nucleotides. Its product is annotated as ninein-like. The transcript has 6 exons. Bases 131 to 1177 code for a protein of 348 amino acids. Gene Ontology annotation, cellular component: mitotic spindle pole; centriole; ciliary transition fiber. Lineage: Eukaryota; Metazoa; Chordata; Actinopteri; Salmoniformes; Salmonidae. Gene Ontology annotation, biological process: microtubule anchoring at centrosome; centrosome localization; centrosome-templated microtubule nucleation. The record is from RefSeq and is a predicted model, not a curated record.